AUGUCUCGGGAUCAUUUCGUUGCGAAGGAUGGGACUACCAUCCAACCUGAACUCAACUCAGUCAAGGACAACAUUGCCAAGCUUGACAUGGCUAUUGUGGCUAAGCUCAUGGGAAGGCGUAUUUCUUUCCCCUUCAUUCUCCAGGAGCUUAAACGGAGAUGGUUUCACUUUGGUGAAUUUGAGAUCAUUACUAUAGGCCCAAACACAUUCAUUUGCAUAUUACAGAGUCAUGAGGCCAGAGAUGUCGUGCUUUCCAGUGGUCCUUGGAUCAUUGCGGGCAACAAUAUUGGGAUGGACAAGUGGGACUCUACUUGCUCACCCAACUCCCUUCAUGGACUUCGCUCUCCAAUCUGGAUCUGCCUGCCUCAGCUCCCUCUCAUCUAUUGGGACCUUAAAAACAUCACUCGCAUCGCUAACUCGCUCGGUGAGCCUUUAUGGAUGGAUUUGCACACAAGCAAGUGGGGACGGUCGUCCUUUGCACGCAUCUGUGUAAGGAUUGACGUCUCUCAAAAGCUACUUCCGGGAGUUUGGAUCAAUGGCAUCCAUGGCAGAUUUUUCCAGCGAGUGGAGUAUGAAGGCCUUACAAAUUUCUGUUUUGACUGUGGCUCCAUUGGCCAUGUGAAAGGAAGCUGCAUCCCCAUUGUAGCUGCUAAGGGACCGUCUCCCACGCAGGGGACAGCAUCUCAAAUCGUCCAUGCUCAGCAUGGGGGGCUGCUCGUGACCGGGCGGGCCAUCUUCUAA
This is a messenger RNA of Dendrobium catenatum, 741 nucleotides long. RefSeq lists its product as uncharacterized. The coding region runs from base 1 to 741 and encodes 246 amino acids. Gene Ontology annotation, molecular function: nucleic acid binding; zinc ion binding. The transcript has a single exon. NCBI's taxonomy places the organism in Eukaryota, Viridiplantae, Streptophyta, Magnoliopsida, Asparagales, Orchidaceae. The record is from RefSeq and is a predicted model, not a curated record.